AUGGCAAGCCUAUCGAGGAAGACGAGGCACAGGCAUCCUGAUCUAGAGGCAGCAUUGAUCAGAGCAACAAGUCAUGAUGAUUCUUGUGUGGAUUACAAGAAUGCUCAGAGGGUGUUCAUGUGGGUCAGGACCUCACCAUCUCAUUUGAUCAUUUUGCUGUGGGCUUUAACACGCCGGUUGGAACGUACACAUGACUGGAUUGUGGCUCUUAAGUCUCUGAUCCUCCUCCAUGGAGUCCUCUGCACCAAGGCUCCUGGCACACGGAAGAUUGGACGGCUUCCCUUUGAUCUGUCGGGGUUUCAGGAUGGGUAUAUUCGUGAUGGACCUCAUCGUGGGGCUUGCAGUUCAUUUGUUCAGGCCUACUUCUUGUUCUCAGACCUAAAGUCUGUCACGCUGUCAGCAGAGUUGCAGGAUGAGAUGGCGCUCCCAGUGAUUGUAGAGGAGAAAGAUGGAAUAAGGAUGCAACUAGAAAGGGUGAAACGGUGGCAGGAUCUGCUUGAAGCCGUACUACAUGUCAGGCCAUAUGGGAGCAUCAGGAUGACAGAUGAAGUGGUGGUCCUCGAGGCUAUGGAUUGUAUGGUUAUUGAGGUUUUUGAAUUGUAUAGUAAGAUUUGUGAUGGAAUUGCCAAGGCUCUAGUGAAAAUCUACUCUAAUCGGAUGGAAAAAGUGGAAGCUUCUAUGGCCCUGGAUGUAGUACAUAGAGCCAACAAACAAGGACAAGACUUGUCUGAUUAUUUUGAGUUUUGCCAAAUAAUUGGGGUGCUUCAUGCAACUGAAUGUCCACAAAUCCAGCAAAUCCUAGAGGACGACUUAUUAGAACUUGAGAAAAUUAUUAAUGGAAAUGGGGUCUCGCCUUCAGCAGCAAUGUCAGGUAAAGCUGAUCAUGAAGAAAAAGGUUCUUACAAUCAGGAGAAUCCUGGUACAGGUACAAGAACAAUAGUGUUAGUUAGUGAGAGAAAAGAUAUUGAUCAAAUGGAAAGAGAUAAGCCAUCCUUGAAGACAGUAAUUACAGAUAAAUGGGAGGUAUUUGACGAAGAUAUCAGCCAAGCUAAGAAUGGAGGUGGAGCAUUGAUGGAUCCCUUUGCUGCUUCUUCUAAUGUCCCACAGGCAACUCAGUCCAACCCCUUCAUUGAUUAUGAAGGUAAACCUUCCCAAUAUGUGCUUCACUACUUGUAG
Molecule: messenger RNA, 1176 nt
Organism: Chenopodium quinoa (quinoa)
Lineage: Eukaryota; Viridiplantae; Streptophyta; Magnoliopsida; Caryophyllales; Amaranthaceae
Product: putative clathrin assembly protein At1g25240
Exons: 1
Coding region: 1-1176 (391 amino acids)
Biological process (GO): clathrin coat assembly; clathrin-dependent endocytosis; vesicle budding from membrane
Cellular component (GO): clathrin-coated vesicle; clathrin-coated pit
Molecular function (GO): phosphatidylinositol-4,5-bisphosphate binding; clathrin heavy chain binding; 1-phosphatidylinositol binding
Source: RefSeq, a predicted model, not a curated record